Molecule: messenger RNA, 5534 nt
Organism: Dermacentor silvarum
Lineage: Eukaryota; Metazoa; Arthropoda; Arachnida; Ixodida; Ixodidae
Exons: 15
Coding region: 599-2521 (640 amino acids)
Source: RefSeq, a predicted model, not a curated record
CAGGCCUCCGACGUUGCCGGAGGUAGUCGCAGAGCCCGGUUACGCUCGUCGACUCCGCUCGUCUCUUGCGACUACCGGCACGUGGCGGAGCGGUGUCUCGCCGUCUUCGAAGAUCCUCCGUUUUCCCCGGCGGUCGUUCCGAGUUGCAGCGGAAGUUUCGCGGGAUUGAUUGAUUGAUUGAUCGAUCGAUCUGUCCGCCGGUCGGUCGGCUCGCCGCGUGCUGGGCGGCAGGGAAGUAGACGAAGAAGAAGUCAAGCCGAGACUGACGCGCUGUUUUUCGAGCUUGAGCCGACGCCGCCAGUAUCGCGCUGUGUGUCGUCUGCUACCCGCCAGCAGACGACGUCGGGAUUCCCGAAACGCGCGAAAAAUCGCGUAGCCCCAGGACUGCGCGACAGUCGACGGGAUUACCCCCGAGCGCGUUGUCACGCGGAUUUGGUGCGCGUGAAAGACGGACAAAACCCGCUCUCUCGUGGUGCGUGUGUGUGUGUUCGGUGCGUCGAACAGGUGGUGGGGCCGGCCGUGUGCGGCGGUGGUUGUUUCAUGCCUCGCGCUGUCGUUCUACUGUGCCAGUGACUUUGACACUUCUCUGAAGCGAGGGAUGGCUUCUUCGACGCGAGCCACGAUGCUGCAGGUGGCCAUUCUGCAGCUUAUCCUCUUCGUCUUCCGCGAAGCCUCCGCGGUAUGCUACUUCCCCGUCGAGCUUCACGGCACGUUCCUGAUGCAGACGCAAGCAACGCAGGCGUACGGUGGUUCGGUGGUCUCCUACUCGGAGAUCACCGUCGAGGUGGACGCCAUACCCCCCUGGGGGCGCUGCCAUCGGCGUCGGGGACACCACGUGAUCCUCAAGGACAGCACGGGCGCCGAAGACUGCAUGCGGUGCUUCCACCUGACCCUCAAGACCCCAAACGUGAUCCAGAUCCACGCGGAAGGUCUCGCCCGGUGCUACACGAACGAGGAGGCAGCCCGAGCUACCUGUCCCGAUGACCGGGCCGUCUCGGAGAGGCGGUUCACCGAAAUCAUCCUCUACAGGAAGCACCAGGAGGAGCAGCUGAAGGCCAACGGCCUGCUGGGCGAGCCGCCGUCGCCCUCGAUGGCCGGUUCCUCGUUGCACCAGAUGUUCUGCCCCAUCAACGGCCGCUACCGCUUCCAGUACAGCGCCAACGGCGAGGAGUUCCGCUGCGCCGAACCCUUCUCGUCCGAGCUGAGCAACUGUCCCCGGGGAGACGGACUCACCGUGCGCUUCCGACAGUGCUCGUUCCCCGACUUCGACGUGAGCUUCCUGUGUUUGGGCGACUGGGAGAGCGGCCGAGGAGGUGACCGCUACCUCGCCCUCAUGGACCUCCGGAAGGACCCGGAGUCCCGGCCCCGAUACCGCUGCGGGUUAUACCGCGAGGAGCCUGGUACCGGCCGCGUCUACGUGGCCCUGUCUUCUGACUCGACCUGCACCACUCAGCUGACGUCUGCCACCAGCGGCUACGAGUCACUCGUGCUCACGCCAGUGCCCGAGCGCAGCCUUCCCGCGGAGGUGGAGUCGGCCACGUGCCGCUUUCCCGAGUGGAGCCAGGGCCAGUGGGAGCGGGUGCGCGUCGAGGCCGGAACCCUGGUGUUCCGCGACACCGACCGCUUCGUCACGCUCACCGCGCGUUGCGUCACCCGCCAGAACAGCACGCCCAACGACCGGCUGCUCGUCUACGGUGUCACCCAGUGCGGUGAGGAGCUCUACUACUGCCUCUGGUUGCGGCGCCGGUCUACCAACGUCAUGGAAUUCCAGCUGGGCUCAAAUCCCAGUGCCCACCCUUCGGACUCGCUCUGCAGUGAUGAACAGUUCACGACCACGACGUGGGUCACGCAAGGAAGGAGCCAGUCGUCGUUGGCCGCGUGCCCCAUCACUGGUGACUACACGGGUGUCAUUCCGGGCACCACGGGUCUGUGUGCACGCGUCGCCUCGGACUGCAACAACCCCGACAUUAUGUUCUACUCCGUCAGCAGCUGCGAAAACAAGACGCACGUCUACGAAGAACGCGAGUACCGCUGCCUUGGAAGCUGGGAGGAAGAGGGAGUCACCUACACCUACACGCAGAGGAGGGACAUUCCAGGAUACCAGUGCUUCUCCGGGAAGAUUAUACGGAGUGGAGACGAAGCCUACAUCAAGGAGGCAGGCGAGAGCUGUAUACGGGGUGAAGAUCCUGUUCUUUACGGAAUGAAGAUAGCCAAGCAAGCUUCGUGCAACACUGUGCUGCCACCUCGUCCUCCUCCUGUUCGCGCGCCAUCACUACCUCCACGGAAGAUUGGGGGCCGCCCUCUGGUGCCUCCACUGCACCCCAACACCCAUGACCCGUACUGGUAUCGGGCCGAGACCCAGCAACCAAGCACAAAGACCUGGAAGGCUGUCACUGGUCGUCCAAGGUUGAACGAAAUCCCAGGCAGCAGUGUUGGCAUCGCUGGAGGAAGUCGUGUCGCGAUGACCGUGUCCUGGAUGACGGUCCUUGUGUUCCUGGCCCUGUCAGCAGGUGCCCGGUGAACCCCACUUUUCUGGUCCAAUGUUUGCACAGUCAACCCGGUGUGCUCCACCGCCCCCUCCCGAGAGAUGGUGUAGUACAGUGUGCUAGUUCCAACCUGUGAUAACGACCAAACCUUCUGCCCCACGACGACGCUGCAAGAGACUCAAUCUUCAAUCGAUGCAGGCGAAGGGCAACAUUGGCCAAUUAACUGGAAAUCUAAAGGCAUUGUCGGACUGAUGUGCAGUGAGUGCGGCGAUUUCAACCAUGUACAGCAUGCGGACAAACGACUGUGCAAGAGUUCCUCAUCGAGUGAAACAAAGCGUUUCGUGAAUGCAUCUGACCGUGCGGUGCCUAUUCCUGCCUCGGUGGUUGCAAACAGCGGCAAGAAAACAGACGUUCAAGCUCCUGUUUUCACCCCUCUGGUGCUCACAAGUCGCCUGAAAAUCAAAGUACACAAGAAGUUGCAGCUGCACUGCAAAGUGCUCUUUGCAAGUGAUGCAACACUGCAGUGCCUGUGAAGUGCGCAAUCCUACAAACUGAGGGCUUCAAACCAACCUACAGUGAAAGAGCCCAGCAAUGUGGCAUUCAUGUGUGCAAUGCUAAGGAGGAUGCUGCAACGAACAUUAGCCUGAACCAAGGAAAGUGUUUUCUCCUGUGCACUAAAAAUUGUUUUAUGCUAUUGCUUUUCCCAAGACUAAGAAAAAGAAAGGAGGUGGACUUUGCUGAGCUGGGAAUGUGCUUACGAACUUAAGUGAGCUGGACUCACUUUCUUGUAGUCUUUCUUCUGUUUGUUCCCAUUGUCACCGUUAGUUCUACAGCACCAUUGCAAGCGUUAAAGAAUGUGAUGUGUUCGAAAGUGCCUUCAACGGCGUAGUCAUGUUGACUGUGUGAAUGUAUAACCUGUGACCUCAUGCAAUUUUUAGAGACUUCAAUCUCUGCACAUUGAAGCAUUUUGGAACUAUCAAAGAAAAAAAAAAAGUCCUUUGUUUCUGAGUGGAGUGUGAAAUCUGACUUCCCUGAUUCUGUGAGUGAAAGAAAAAAAAAAAAAAAAAAGCUGUGUUUUGCCAGCGUUCAUGUUUCUGGCAUCUUGUUGCUUACAGCUUGUUGUGGCAGCUCAAUUGUUAUGGUGCUGUGCAGCCAAGAGUGAUGGUAGAGGGCUCAAUUCCCGGUCACGGUGGCCGCAUCAUGGUGGGGGCGAAAUGCAAAGAGCACACAUGUAGGGAACUUUGCAUGCAUGUUAAAGAAGUUCAGAUCACUAAAAUGAACCCAAAGCCCUCCACUAUAGCAUCUUUAAUUGCCCCUGCAUUGCUAUGAAAUGUUAAGCCUAAUGAGUCAACAAGCCACUUGAUCUUGUUGCCUACAAAGCAGCUAGAAACGUAAGUUUUGAUACCAAAGACCAGCUAGGUAUACUGGUACCAACUGCAAAUAUGGCCACUUGCCAUUCUUGCCACUCUGACAGCUUGCCAGAGGUGGCUUCUUUACAAAAGCAUCACCACAGAAGUUGGCUGUGUCUUGUACCAAAGUCGUGACAUCAGCAUGAAACAGUGUUCAUGCGUGGACAAUCUAAAGUGCAAUUUUAAUCACACUUGUUAGCGCGAAGUCUGCACGGGGCCUUGGAAGCCCAUAGUUAGCUUACAGUUGCUGAAGCAACGCUAUUGCUGCAAGCAUACUUUACGGUUUCUCUGUGCGUGUGUCAUCAUACAAUACUUGUACAUUAUUUGUGUAGAUAUGUAUGUUUACCAAAUCAACAGCUGUGUACAUAAACAAGCUAUUUAUGGGCUUGAUUCUUAACUGUACGUCAGUCCACAAGCAAGGCAGGGAAUGCUUUAAAUGCUAUGCACCUACAUUUCUUUGCCAUACAGUUGUGUAUCUAAACAAGGGACAUAGCCUGUGUAAUAUAAAUGCUUUCCUAAAACUGCAGGGCCAAGCAUCAUGCUAACAGCCCCCAUGGCUGUGCCUGUGGCUAGAGUAAGCACCAACAGCCAAACCAUGAUAUGCAACAUGGGUAUAAUGAAUUAUCAAAUAUUAUAAAGUAAAUCUAAAUUGCUUAUCGCCAAUGUCAGCAUGUAAUGAACACACGCUUAUAACGAAUAUUGGAUAUAACGAAGGUAUUUUUGUGUCGGAUGCACCCUUGUUAUAAUGGGGCUCAACUGUACACUGUCAUAAAAUAUUACCUUGCAUCUACUAUAACUAUAAACUUCUGAAAUUAUUUGGUCUUCCAGUCAAGAAUAUAUUUCACGCACUUUCAAGCCAUACGUAAAGGCCCCCGAGUAUAACCAGCAAUAGAAUAUGCAUACCAAAUCUUGAACCUCACUGGCAUCUCACAUACUAAGUACAUGGAAUACAAAAGCUUGAAAACUGCAAUGGUAGAAUUGCAAAAAUAGGCCUUUUGCAUAACUUGCUUCAACGAUUCCUGAUUGGGCUAAACCUUUCAUACCGUGUAUGAUAUUACAAAUGCAGCCUUUUUUUGUGUACAAUCAUUUUUAGUAACAAUGACACAAACUGGAGGGACUCAAAUGUACAAAGCUCUGGAGUGCUGGUAAAUAUUAAACUAAGCUCAGUUUUAUAGAAACAGCACACAGUGCAGUCCACUGUUAAAGGGAACACAUCAGUUUAGAGAUGGUGCAAAUUUUCCCUUUCUGGCACAUGUACAAUUGUUUGGCUUUGCAACAGAUUACGUGUGGUUUAUUGCACCCGCACCUUUCUAUAGAUCUGUGCAGUGCAUUGAUAUAUAGCUUGAGCCAGCACUUGUAGCUACAGCAGCAAAGUGAGAGCUGCACAUUACAGUGUUCCCUUCAACAGUGGACCCCAUUUUACAUACACAUAUAUUAAAUGAUACACAACUGCCUCGUUAUCAAUGCUGCCAUUAUGACUGUAUGCCACUGAUGCGUUCCAUGCUUGAACUGUGCAUAUUUAUUUGUGUGAAAGAAUGCACUCAUGUUGUGUCGACUUGAUAUGCUGCAAUUUUCGUGUGUAUAUUUGUUCUAUUUUGGAAUAAUACAUGGAGGUGAACUCCUCAAACUGAAACCUGAC